Sinocyclocheilus grahami is the source of this 7622-nucleotide messenger RNA. It is a transcript of the gene sptbn1, whose product is annotated as spectrin, beta, non-erythrocytic 1. Gene Ontology annotation, cellular component: spectrin. Lineage: Eukaryota; Metazoa; Chordata; Actinopteri; Cypriniformes; Cyprinidae. The record is from RefSeq and is a predicted model, not a curated record. The transcript has 35 exons. Gene Ontology annotation, molecular function: structural constituent of cytoskeleton; phospholipid binding; actin binding.
CGGGGAGGGAGGCAGUGCGCAUCGGUCACUCCCAGCGCAGUGUGUCCAGCCUCUCUCUCGCUCAUUGCGCGCUGCGGACUCCACAGGCGGUGAAGUUUAUCACGUAUUCUUUUAUCGCAGGGCUUCAGAGGAAGCCGCCUCAUGAGGAAGUGUGAACGGUGAAAAGGCGAAAGGUCAGAGGGCAGGAUGACGACAGUAGCCGCAGAAUACGAGCACAUGGACAUCCAGCAGCAAUACCAGGAAAGUGUCAACAACCGCUGGGAAGACGAAUGGGACAAUGAGAACAGCUCGGCCCGAUUAUUCGAGCGCUCGCGCAUCAAGGCUCUGGCAGACGAGCGAGAGGCCGUGCAGAAGAAGACCUUCACCAAAUGGGUGAACUCACACCUGUCUCGCGUGUCGUGCCGGAUCACGGAUCUCUACAUGGACCUGCGGGAUGGACGGAUGCUCAUCAAGCUGCUGGAGGUUCUGUCCGGAGAGAGACUGCCCAAGCCGACGAAGGGCCGCAUGCGGAUCCACUGUCUGGAGAACGUGGACAAGGCCCUGCAGUUCCUCAAGGAGCAGCGCGUGCAUCUGGAGAACAUGGGGUCACAUGAUAUCGUGGACGGAAACCACCGACUCACGCUCGGACUCAUCUGGACCAUCAUCCUCCGCUUCCAGAUUCAAGACAUCAGCGUUGAGACAGAAGACAAUAAAGAGAAACGCUCAGCCAAGGACGCGCUGCUUCUGUGGUGCCAGAUGAAGACCGCAGGCUAUCCCAACGUCAACAUCCACAACUUCACCACCAGCUGGCGUGAUGGAAUGGCUUUCAACGCCCUCAUUCACAAACACAGGCCAGACCUGAUUGAUUUCGACAAACUGAAGAAGUCCAACGCUCACCACAACCUGCAGAACGCCUUCAACCUGGCGGAGCAGCACCUGGGGCUCACCAAACUCCUGGACCCAGAAGAUAUCAGCGUAGACCAUCCCGACGAGAAGUCUGUCAUCACUUAUGUCGUCACAUACUACCAUUAUUUCUCCAAGAUGAAGGCGCUGAAGGUGGAGGGCAAGCGUAUCGGAAAGGUGCUCGACAACGCCAUUGAGACGGAGAAGAUGAUCGAGAAAUAUGAAUCUCUGGCGUCUGAUCUGCUGGAGUGGAUUGAACAAACCAUCAUCAUCCUCAACAAUCGCAAGUUUGCAAACUCUCUGGUUGGAGUCCAGCAGCAGCUGCAGGCCUUCAACACUUACAGGACCGUGGAGAAACCACCCAAAUUCACUGAGAAAGGCAACCUGGAAGUGCUUCUGUUCACCAUCCAGAGCAAGAUGAGGGCCAAUAACCAGAAAGUGUACAUGCCACGAGAGGGCAAGCUCAUCUCAGACAUCAACAAGGCGUGGGAGCGUCUGGAGAAGGCGGAGCACGAGCGUGAGCUGGCGUUGAGGACCGAGCUGAUUCGACAGGAGAAGCUGGAGCAGCUCGCCAGACGCUUCGACCGCAAGGCUGCCAUGAGAGAGACCUGGCUGAGCGAGAACCAGCGCCUCGUUUCCCAGGACAAUUUCGGAUUCGACCUCCAGGCGGUCGAGGCAGCUACCAAAAAACAUGAAGCCAUCGAGACGGACAUCGCGGCGUACGAGGAGCGCGUGCAGGCGGUGGUGGCCGUGGCCAGAGAGCUGGAGACGGAGAACUACCACGACAUCAAGCGCAUCGCCGCGCGCAAAGACAACGUGCUGCGUCUGUGGGAGUAUCUGCUGGAGCUGCUCAAAGCGCGCAGACAGCGGCUGGAGAUGAACCUCGGCCUGCAGCGCGUCUUCCAGGAGAUGCUCUACAUCAUGGACUGGAUGGACGAGAUGAAGAUGCUGCUGCUGUCUCAGGAUUACGGGAAGCAUUUGCUGGGAGUGGAGGAUCUGCUGCAGAAGCAUGCUCUGGUGGAGGCCGACAUCGGCAUACAGGCCGACCGCGUCAAAGCCGUCAACGCCAACGCACAGAAGCUUGCCGUGGAUGAGGAGGGUUACAAACCCUGUGACCCUCAGGUCAUCCGUGACCGCGUGGCCCACAUGGAGUUCUGCUACCAGGAGCUGACCCAGCUGGCAGCGGAGCGUCGCGCCCGUCUGGAAGAGUCCCGCCGCCUGUGGAAGUUCUUCUGGGAGAUGGCGGAGGAGGAGGGCUGGAUUCGCGAGAAAGAGCAGAUACUGUCCUCGGACGACUGCGGUAAGGAUCUGACGGGCGCCGUGCGUCUGUUGAGUCAACACCGCGCUCUCGAAGACGAAAUGAGUGGCCGCGCCGGCCACCUCCAGCACACGGUGCGCGAAGGUCAAGCGAUGGCUGAUGCUGGGCACUUCGGCGAAGCCAAGAUUCGCGAACGUAUCGCAGAUGUCCAAGCCCAAUGGGCCGCUCUGGAGCAACUGGCUGCGGUGAGGAAAAAGCGCUUAGAAGAGGCUUGCAGCCUUCAUCAGUUCCAAGCUGACGCGGACGACGUCGACGCCUGGACUUUGGACGCGCUUCGGAUCGUCUCCACCGCUGACGUUGGCCACGAUGAAUUUUCCACUCAAGCUUUGGUCAAGAAACACAAAGACGCGUCGGCAGAGGUUGCUAGUUAUCGCCCGGUGAUUGACGCCCUUCACGAACAGGCCCAAUCCCUGCCUCCCGAACAGGCCCAGGCUGCCAACGUCAGCGAACGGCUAGCGGGCAUUGAGGAACGCUAUAAGGAGGUUUCAGAGCUGUCCAGGAUUAAGAAACAGGCCCUGCAGGAUGCCCUGGCACUCUAUAAGAUGUUCAGCGAGGCGAACGCGUGUGAGCUCUGGAUCGACGAGAAGGAGCUGUGGCUCAACAGCAUGGAGAUCCCAGAGAAACUGGAGGACCUCGAGGUCAUUCAACACAGGUUUGAGAGUCUGGAGCCUGAAAUGAAUAACCAGGCGUCACGCGUGGCCGUUGUCAAUCAGAUCGCCAGGCAGCUGAUCCACAGCGGACACCCGAGUGAGAAAGACAUCAAAGCCCAACAAGACAAACUCAACACCAGGUGGAGUCAGUUCCGCGACCUGGUGGACCAGAAGAAAGAGUCCCUGAACUCAGCCUUGGGCGUGCAGAACUACCACCUGGACUGUAACGAGACCAAAUCCUGGAUCCGUGAGAAGACCAAAGUCAUCGAGUCCACCCAGGAGCUGGGCAACGACCUGACGGGCGUAAUGGCCCUCCAGCGCAAGCUCACCGGCAUGGAGCGCGAUCUGGCCGCCAUCGAAGCCAAACUGGGCGACCUCCGCGGCGAGGCGGAGCGCUUGGCCGGCGAACAUCCCGACCAGGCCAAAGCCAUCACAGGACGGCUGGCCGAGAUCACCGCCGUCUGGGAGGAGAUGAAAGAAACCCUACGAAACCGUGAGGCAUCUCUCGGGGAAGCCAGCAAGCUGCAGCAGUUCCUCCGAGAGCUGGAUGAUUUCCAGUCCUGGCUUUCCCGCACGCAGACGGCCAUCGCGUCCGAGGACAUGCCCAACACGCUAGCCGAGGCUGAGAAGCUUCUGGCCCAACACGAAGGCAUCAAGAACGAGAUUAACAACUACGAAGAGGACUACCAGAAGAUGAGGGACAUGGGCGAGAUGGUGACGCAGGGACAAACGGACGCCCAGUACAUGUUCCUGAGACAGAGGCUCCAGGCUCUGGAUACCGGAUGGAACGAGCUUCAUAAGAUGUGGGAGAACCGGCAGAACCUUCUGUCGCAGUCUCACGCCUAUCAGAUCUUCCUCCGAGACACCAAACAAGCCGAGGCCUUCCUCAACAACCAGUUUUAUGUGCUGAAAAAUAAGGCAAAUCCAAUAGAAGCACAUCUUAGCUUGACUGUUUUUGCGUCCUCUGCUCAGCUGUCCCUGUGGAUCAAUGAGAAGAUGCUGACAGCACAGGACAUGUCCUACGAUGAAGCUCGCAACCUGCACAGCAAAUGGCUCAAACACCAGGCCUUCAUGGCCGAACUGCAGUCCAACAAAGAAUGGCUGGACAAAAUCGAGAAGGAAGGGACGCAGCUGGUUUCGGAGAAGCCAGAGACAGAAGCCAUAGUGAAAGAGAAGCUGGCCACGUUGCAGAAGAUGUGGACCGAACUGGAAACUACGACUCAGACUAAAGCCCAGUGUCUGUUUGAUGCCAACAAAGCCGAACUCUUCACGCAGAGCUGCGCCGAUCUGGACAAGUGGCUGGUGGGCCUGGAGGGUCAGAUCCAAUCGGACGACUACGGCAAAGAUCUGACCAGCGUCAGCAUCCUGAUGAAGAAGCAACAGAUGCUGGAGAACCAGGUGGAGGUGCGUCAGAGGGAGGUGGAGGAGGCAAAAAUUUACUUAUCACAGUUUCCACAAAAACAUGAAGCAGCACAGCAAAUUGACAACAGGUGACUGAAUUUCACAAUAUUACUGUUUUACAGUAUGUACAGCCUCAGUGAGCAGAAGAAACUUCUUGUUGUGUGUCAUCGUGAUCAUUUGUGCUGCUAUUGUACAUUUAAUCCAAUUAGGUACAUAAUUAAAAACAGGUUUUCCACACACACACUUACUCAAACGUCCUUUAAUCCACAGACAUUACAGAAGGAGAUCCAGGGCCAUCAGCCGCGCUGCGACGACAUCUUCGAGCGCAGCCAGAGCAUCCUGAAGGCCGACAGUCCCAACGUGGAAGCCAUCCAAGCCCAUCUGUCCGACCUGCAGCAGCUGUGGAGCCUGAUCAUCCAGGAGACGGAGAAACGGCACGCCAGACUCGAGGAGGCCCACAAGGCCCAGCAGUACUACUUUGACGCAGCUGAAGCUGAAGCCUGGAUGAGCGAGCAGGAGCUCUACAUGAUGUCUGAAGAGAAGGCAAAGGAUGAGCAGAGCUCAGUGGCCAUGCUGAAGAAACACCAGAUCUUGGAGCAGGCGGUGGAGGACUAUGCUGAAAACGUGCACCAACUAUCCAAGACGAGCCGAGGCCUGGUGGCCGCAAACCACCCCGAGAGUGAGAGGAUCGGCAUGCGUCAGUCACAGGUGGAUAAGCUGUACGCCGGACUGAAGGACCUAUCAGAGGAGAGGAGAGGCAAACUGGAGGAGCGCUUCCGCCUCUUCCAGCUCAACCGGGAAGUGGACGAUCUGGAGCAGUGGAUCGCCGAGAGAGAAGUGGUGGCUGGAUCUCACGAGCUCGGACAAGACUACGAACACGUCACGAUGUUGGAGGAGCGCUUCCGCCUCUUCCAGCUCAACCGGGAAGUGGACGAUCUGGAGCAGUGGAUCGCCGAGAGAGAAGUGGUGGCUGGAUCUCACGAGCUCGGACAAGACUACGAACACGUCACGGAUCUGCUGGAGCUCAUCGACACACGCACGCAGAUUCUUGCCGCGUCCUACGAGCUGCACAAGUUCUACCACGACGCCAAGGAGAUUCUGGGCCGCAUCCUGGACAAGCACAAGAAGCUUCCAGAAGAGCUGGGCCGAGACCAGAACACGGUGGAAACCUUGCAGAGGAUGCACACCACGUUUGAACACGACAUUCAAGCUCUCGGGACGCAGGUCAGGCAGCUGCAGGAGGACGCCGUGCGCCUGCAGUCAGCGUAUGCUGGAGACAAAGCGGACGACAUCCAGCGGCGUGAGGGAGAGGUGCUGGAGGCCUGGAGGAGUCUGCUGGAGGCCUGUGAGGGCCGAAGGGCCCGACUACUCGACACCGGAGACAAGUUCCGCUUCUUCAGUAUGGUGCGGGACCUCAUGCUCUGGAUGGAGGACGUCAUCCGCCUCAUCGAGACGCAGGAGAAGCCCAGAGACGUGUCGUCUGUCGAGCUUCUCAUGAACAACCACCAGGGUAUCAAGGCUGAAAUCGAUGCCCGCAACGACAGUUUCACGGCCUGCAUCGAGCUGGGCAAAUCUCUCCUGGCACGGAAACACUAUGCAUCAGAGGAGAUCAAAGAGAAGUUGUUGCAGUUGACGGAUAAGAGGAAAGAUAUGAUUGACAAGUGGGAGGACAGAUGGGAGUGGCUUAGACUGAUUUUGGAAGUGCACCAGUUUUCACGUGACGCCGGCGUGGCAGAGGCGUGGCUGCUGGGACAGGAGCCGUACCUGUCCGGCAGAGAGAUGGGACAGAGUGUGGACGAGGUGGAGAAGCUGAUCAAACGUCACGAAGCCUUCGAGAAAUCAGCCGCUACUUGGGAGGAACGCUUCUCAGCUUUGGAGCGACUGACCACGUUGGAGUUAUUGGAAGUGAGAAGACAGCAAGAGGAGGAAGAGAGGAGGAGGAAACCGCCCACACCGGAGCCGGUCCAGGCGCAGGACGCAGAAACACAGCAGAGGAGUCCAAAAACGUCUAGUGGAGUCGAUUUUUUGUGUUCGUUUGAGGUGAUUUACCGUAAAAUGAUCUGCAAAGACUGUAUGACGGGUCUGUUGUCAUGCACUUCCAGUAUCUCUGUUGGAUGGCUGAUGGUGUGUUGGCAGGAUGGAGUGGAGGGCGAGAUGAACGGAGUGGCUGAGAGGAGCUCGAAGGAGCCCAGUCCCAUCCCGUCUCCGAGCGCAGACCGACGGGCCAAAGGCAGUCAGUCAGCCACGCUGCCGGCGAAGGGUCAGGAGACGACGUCUGCGCAGCUGGAGGGAUUCCUGCACCGCAAACACGAGUGGGAGGGCCUCAACAAGAAAGCCUCCAGCAGAUCCUGGCACAACGUGUACUGCGUCAUCAAUAACCACGAGAUGGGCUUCUACAAAGACAACAAGAGCGCGGCGCAGGGCGUCCCGUACCACAGCGAGAUCCCCAUCAGCCUGAAGGACGCCGUCUGCGAGGUGGCCAUCGGCUACAAGAAGAAGAAGCACGUCUUCAAGCUCAGAGUUACUGAUGGAAAUGAGUAUCUCUUCCAAGCCAAAGAUGAUGAGGAGAUGAACACAUGGAUCCAGGCCAUUCAGAACGCCGGCAGCGGCUCCUCGUCCUCUGAGAAGUCAGAGAUCACGCCUAGCAACCAGAGCACCCCCGCCUCCAGCCGUGCCCACACGCUCCCAGCAACCGUCACCCUGACGACCGAAUCCAGCCCCGGCAAGCGCGAGAAGGACAAGGAGAAGCGCUUCAGUCUCUUCAGCAAGAAGAAGCAGUAGACAACCGAAACAUUCGAUUCGCUCAUUCCCUCGAUUCUUUUACGACUUUCUGUUUGUGUCCGCCCACCUCCUCCAGUGAUAUCCCAGCAUGCAAAGCUCAUAAAGACGCCACAAUCUGUGCCUGAAAGCCCGCGAAUUGGGUCCAAAGUUGUACAAAACGCAAGGAAAAUCAAGAGUGUGUCGCGAUUCGGGAACGUCGGCGAUUCGAAUGCCGUUUUUUUACGCUCUUCCGUUUCUAUCGUGGUUGAUUUCGAAUUCUGACUAUUGCUAUCUCUCGUUUUUUGUAACUGUGUGUCAUUGAGGGGUCUGGAUAUUUAAAACAUUUCCUCAAUUUUUAUGAGGCUGUCUCAGAGAUUCGCCGAGUCUCUCUUCGUUGACAGUGAUGCUUCGAAACGAUUCCAUUAAACCGAUACAAUUCCACUUUAAUGUCAGAUUUGCCUUUUAACGACUAUAAGCUGAUAAACUAAUAUGAACGUAGAUUAACAUUGGCUUGAAGGCCUGGUAGACUUGUGUAAUUUGAUCAAAUCGAGGUGGCUCGUACCAAACGCUUUGACGAGCUGUAAGAGCGUUUGCUAUAUACAGAGAACUAG